AUGGGUGAAACUGAUUACACAAUUAAGCCAGAGGCCGUGACUCCUUCCAAUGAUACUUCGGACUGGCCUUUGCUCUUGAAGAACUACGACAAGUUGUUGGUUAGAAGUGGGCAUUAUACUCCUAUCCCUCACGGGUGCUCUCCCUUGAAAAGAGACUUGAAGGACUAUAUCUCUUCAGGUGUGAUCAAUUUGGAUAAGCCAUCCAACCCUUCUUCCCACGAAGUUGUUGCUUGGGUGAAACGAAUUCUUCGUUGUGAAAAGACUGGUCACUCUGGUACCUUGGAUCCAAAGGUCACUGGUUGUUUAUUGGUCUGUAUCGACAGAGCUACCAGAUUAGUUAAGUCCCAACAAGGUGCUGGUAAAGAGUAUGUAUGUGUUGUACGUCUCCAUGAUGCCUUGGAGAAUGAAAAAGAGCUAGGGAAAUCGCUUGAGAAUUUGACAGGUGCCCUUUUCCAAAGACCACCUUUGAUUUCUGCCGUGAAGAGACAGCUGAGAGUAAGAACCAUAUACGACUCUAAAUUGUUGGAAUUCGAUAACAAGAGAGGCCUUGGAGUAUUUUGGGCUUCAUGUGAAGCUGGAACUUAUAUGAGAACUUUGUGUGUUCAUCUGGGAAUGAUGUUGGGUGUUGGUGGUCAUAUGCAAGAACUUCGUCGUGUCAGAUCUGGUGCUUUGUCUGAAAAUGACAAUUUGGUUACGUUGCACGAUGUUAUGGAUGCCCAAUGGGUUUAUGACAACUCCAGAGAUGAAACUUAUUUGAGAAAGAUUAUUCACCCAUUGGAAACGUUGUUGAUAGGAUACAAAAGAGUCGUAGUCAAGGACUCUGCAGUGAAUGCUGUUUGUUACGGUGCCAAACUGAUGCUUCCAGGUUUGUUGCGUUAUGAGGAAGGAAUCGAGCUAUACGAUGAAGUUGUUCUUAUUACCACCAAGGGUGAAGCCAUUGCUAUUGGUAUCGCACAGAUGACAACUGUUGACCUUUCAAGUUGUGACCACGGUGUAGUUGCCAAGGUCAAGAGAUGCAUUAUGGAGCGUGAUACAUACCCAAGAAGAUGGGGACUUGGUCCAAUUGCUCUUAAGAAAAAGCAGCUCAAAGCUGACGGAAAGUUGGACAAAUUUGGUAGGGUUAAUGAGAACACCCCAGAUUCUUGGAAAUCUGAUUACAUCAGCCACGAGAACGAAGCACCUCCUCCAGUGCCAGCUUCCAAACUGGAAACUCCUGCUCUCAUGACUCCUAAGAAGUCUGUAGACAAGACUGAAGAUAAAACUGAGAAGAUAGAUGAUACCGAAACGGAAGUCGAAGAAAAGAAGGAAAAGAAGGACAAGAAGGAAAAGAAAGACAAAAAGGAAAAGAAGGACAAGAAGGAGAAAAAGGAAAAGAAAGAAAAGAAGGAAAAGAAAAGAAAGGCUGAUGAGGACGAGGAAGACGGAAAGAAGAAGAAGUCUAAGAAGUAG
Molecule: messenger RNA, 1449 nt
Organism: Komagataella phaffii GS115
Lineage: Eukaryota; Fungi; Ascomycota; Pichiomycetes; Pichiales; Pichiaceae
Exons: 1
Coding region: 1-1449 (482 amino acids)
Biological process (GO): snRNA pseudouridine synthesis; rRNA pseudouridine synthesis; mRNA pseudouridine synthesis
Cellular component (GO): box H/ACA snoRNP complex
Molecular function (GO): RNA binding; pseudouridine synthase activity
Source: RefSeq, a predicted model, not a curated record